AUGUCUCUCAUUCAAGUUGAAGAUCUGGUUUCUUACCAACUUCGCACUAGCUACCUCAUCGAGGUCGCUGAUGGAGUUGGGGAGAGACUCCUCACUUUGAAUGACAGCUUUCUCAAUACUGCCCCUUUUAAAAAUGCUGGCUGGCGCUCAAACCCUGCUUCUAUAAAGCGAACGCAUUCGCCGCCCAUUCCAACUGCAAUCGCCUCUGAGUACUUUCAGGCCCCCCUUCGAUCACAAGGUCUUACCCUUGAAGAUGAGGCGGAAGAGGGUGGCAUGCUCACCGGGGGUGGGGCCGAUACUACUGGGCCAGGCAUUGCUAUGAGACGGCGCAGAGAACGACGUCGAGAGCAGAUGGAGGAAGACGACAGCAGUGAUCUCAGCGAUGAAAGUGACGAGGACGCGGACCAAAGAGCAGCGCAGCAGAUACGGUUCGCAAAGAUGCCGGUCAGAAACCGCUCUGGGUCUUCUCCCAUCCAGUCGUCCAACCUACGUCAGGCAGGGGGAGUGUCGUCUCCCCGAGCUGCUCCAGGUGCUCGACGAGGGUCGCAGUCUGCGCUGGAAACAGUGAAAGAAAGGGCACGGCGAGACACAGUCACUAGUAGUGAAUUGUCCUCCGAGAACGAGUUUGACGCCUCGGGUUUUCACAGGCAGAGGGAGGCUGCUAAGGCUGCUACAAAGGCCACCAAACUCCAAGCUCAGAUUGCGGAGGAAGAGCCAGGCCAGGGCGUUAAGCGUGUCGAGAGUGACCUUCUUGCUGAGGAAGAAGACUCUGACAUAUCGGAUACAUCUUCCUUUGUCGAGAGUGUCGACUCAGCUUCCAUUCUAGCAGAUGUGGAUAAUGCGGUUGUGCCUGCCGACCCCGGACAGCAACUCGUCGGGACUCCUCCGAAACAGCUUCUACGGCAAUCAACCGUUAGGAAACCCCAGCCUCCUUCUCAGCCGCAAGUGUUGCAAGCACUCCCACCUCCGAGACCCAUGAGCAUAAUUCGGCCUCUGAGCAUGAUACAGCCCAGAAGUUUGUUGUCAGAUGCGUUCAAGGCCAAGAAAACAAAGCCCGCCAUGCCUUUCGAAAGGUUUGCUUCGCUAUCUGGCCAAGGCGAGUCAGACCGGCUGGCACUACGAAUAUAUAUGCCCCACUGCGAAUCAUCAUCCAAGCCUUUCGAGGUUCUCAUGAGACGGCAUGUUCAAGAAGAAGAUGGCACUUUUAGGCCAGUCACCGUGGCGGAUCUAAUCGGGUUGAGUUUGUGGAGGUACCAUGAAGAAAAGCUGGAACCCCCUAUACCCAGCGACAAAAUGAAGGUCAACUGGUGGACUUUGAGGAUAAUGGAUGGAGACGAAGUUGACGAUGACUUUCCGCCCUUGGAACGCAGGAAAGCCCUCACCUCCUUCACCAUGGCCAACAAUAAAGCAAGAGGCCGCCCCGCGCAUGACGACUUUGCCGUGGUCGAAGCAUCCGAGGAAGGAUUUCAAGAAAACCAGAGUCUCACGCCUGAGUUUGAGCUCCAAGAGGUGGCCGAAGAUACCGCUGAUGAAGCAGAGGUAACACCGCGAAACACCCCUCAGCCAGGUCCGCCUCUUAUUGCUCCUACAUCAACUCGAAAGAACCCGAUCAUCAACACUACGUACCGGCCAGACUUGGCCCUGGCAGACAAACCAACAUCCCAACCCCCGCCUGCGCCUGCGGCUACAAAAGCUCGGGGUCAACAGAAGCUUCUAAAAGUUCAUAUUCACUCGGCCGAUGUCGCCCCUGGCCAAAUGGUUACCCUAGACGUCACGACCGACACCUAUCUUGCCGAAGUGCUGGACAUGGUGUGUAAAAAACGGCAGCUGGAUACGAAUACCCACGUCCUCAAGCUCCCAGGAUCCGGGGCUGUGGUAUUCGUAGACCGUACAGUAUCCUCAAUCGGCAAUGUGACGGAUCUGGAGCUUCAUCGUCGCCGAUUUGCUACAGAUGGGCCCCUGGCCAUGACUGGAUCGCCGAGUAGUUCGUCCCCGAAGACACACAUUUGGGACGCUGCUAUAGCAGCUCAGAAGAAAAAGAAGGACAAGGCCGGUGCACCUCACCCGCUUGCCCAGAUCCAAAUGGCCGUGAAGCUGGACGAAAUUGGCAGUAGUAAUGCAUACAAGAAAUACACGGUUUGGCGAAAGCAGCCUAUGCGAUUUGUUGGUAUGAAUGAGCGGAUUCUCGCCAUCGACGGCGAGUAUGUCUAUAUCCAGCCCUCGUCAGGGGGCAAGGUGGCCCGAGAAAGUGGCAAGACGACGACUGUGCAUUUCAGCAACGUUGUGGGAUGCAGUAUUUCGCGCAGGCAUCCGACAUACUUCAAGUUGCUUGUAUUCAAAGCCAACGAGAGCAAGCGGUAUGAUUUCGAAUCCAAAAGUGCAGAUGAAGCAGCAGAGAUCGUGACCGAGAUCAAUAAAGGGAUCUCGCCUUAUAACAAGGACAUAUAG
This is a messenger RNA of Pseudomassariella vexata, 2448 nucleotides long. RefSeq names its product stress-activated map kinase interacting protein 1-domain-containing protein. Gene Ontology annotation, biological process: TORC2 signaling. Bases 1 to 2448 code for a protein of 815 amino acids. Gene Ontology annotation, cellular component: TORC2 complex; cytoplasm; plasma membrane. NCBI's taxonomy places the organism in Eukaryota, Fungi, Ascomycota, Sordariomycetes, Amphisphaeriales, Pseudomassariaceae. The record is from RefSeq and is a predicted model, not a curated record. The transcript has 3 exons. Gene Ontology annotation, molecular function: phosphatidylinositol-4,5-bisphosphate binding.